Molecule: messenger RNA, 4266 nt
Organism: Seriola dumerili (greater amberjack)
Lineage: Eukaryota; Metazoa; Chordata; Actinopteri; Carangiformes; Carangidae
Gene: cep85
Product: centrosomal protein 85
Exons: 14
Coding region: 125-2518 (797 amino acids)
Cellular component (GO): centrosome
Source: RefSeq, a predicted model, not a curated record
CAGCAGCAGCAGCAGCAACAGCAGCGGAUGGUACAGAUUCGGCUUCGGUUACCAGCCUGAAACCGAGAUUUGUUACUUCAUUCUGUGUUUAUGUGAAACAAAAGGUGACAUUGUCUCGUAUGGAAUGACAACCUCACAGAGAUAUAUUGAAUCCAAACCAGCGGCUCGGUUUGCUGACAUGGAGUGGCAAACACCAGCUGUGUCAGAGAAGUUCCAAAGCCGUUUUGGCCGCCGUCCUGGAACAUCGGACAGUGGGGACACUGGUCUUGGCACCUCAGCAUCUGACAGCACAGAAGAUUUCUGCAGUUCCAGCAGCAGCCCCUCUUUCCAACCAAUCCGCAGUCAGAUCCCCAUUCCCACUGCACAUGUCAUGCCAUCCACGGCCGGAUCCCCGGCCUCUAAGCCCCAGUCAUGUGUCCAGGAGGAUGGCCUGUCCUCACUUGAGGGUCACAGGUCUUCCUCUGGCUCCAGAACUCCAAGUGGCUCCACCUCGAAGUCUUCCUCUCUUUCCAAAUCAGCAUCUUCACCCAACUUGGAUGCUCAGGCCGGUGUGGGAGUUGAUCCUGUGGGGCCAAAGCCAGACUGCCUGAGCCGCUACCGCAGCCUUGUAAAUGGGCUGGACCAUUCGCUUUUCCCCUCAGAUCACACACGGUUAGAUGAGGGCCAGAGGUUUGACACUCCUGCUGUGGAACCUACUCUAAAUCAGUCAGCCCUGUUGGGGGGGUUAUGCCCUGAUGUCAGACUCCGAUUACAGGCGAGCGGGAUUAGAGACAACCCAGACUGUGUGUCUGACGCCUACAGAGCAGGCAUGGAGCACAGCUAUAAGGUUCUGCCUGAAGCUAGGCCUGGGGUUCCCGGCACAGCAGAAACCUCUAAUCAGAGGGGCAGUCAGCCUGGUGCAGCUGGAUCCACUGGAGUUUAUGCAAGCCCUCUCAGCCUGCAGACACAGGCUCUGCUGAGGGAGCAUACAGGCUCCAUGGGUUAUGAGCCACUGCGGCAGGACAGAUGUAGUGAACUAUCCAGCUGGCAGCAACAACAGCAACACAAGCAGCAACUGGAGAGUUUACGCUUGCAAGUGGAACAAAUGCAGUUAAUGAGUGCUGGAGUGGGUCAGUACCCAUCUCUGUACUCAAACCCUGUUCACUCAGACUCUGGCAAGUGGGAUGCUCUGGUGAAAGCCAGUGAGAGUCUGUUAAAGGAGAAGGAGCUUAUCAUCGAGAGACAAAAGCAGCAUAUGGCCCAAUUAGAGCAGCGUCUGAGGGAAAGUGAGCUGCAGGUCCAUGGAGCCCUCUUGGGCCGCGGGGCUUCUUAUGGGGAUAUGUGCAUGCUGCGGCUACAGGAGGCUCAGAGAGAGAAUGCCUUCCUGAGGGCACAGUUUACUGAGCGCACAGACUGCGCUGCCCUGGAGAAAGCAGAGGCAGAGCGCAGACUGGGAGCAGUUGAAGCAGAGACACGCCGACUAACUGACAGUCUGAAGGAGACCUGUGAGAGACAUGCAGAGGAGAUGAAGAAACAGGAAGAGAGGAUCCGCAGUCGAGACAAGCACAUCAACAACCUGAAGAAGAAGUGUCAGAAGGAGGCAGAGCUGAAGAGAGAGAACCAGCAGCGUAUUGAGACUCUGGAGCGCUAUCUAGCUGACUUGCCCACGUUGGAGGACUACCAGAGCCAGAACAAGCAGCUCCUGGAGGCUGAACAGCAGGCAGCCAAACUACAGGAGAAAGUAAAAGAAUUGGAGCUCUGUCUAGAGACGACACACUCACAACUACGGGAGAAAGAUGCCCAGCUGGAGGAGCAGAAACGCAGGGAGAGAGACCUGCUGACCACGAUUACUGAUAUGCAGCAGCGGGUGCAGCAGGGCCUUGAGGAUGGAGCCAGACUGCCUUCUCUGGAUAUUGAGAAGCUCAGAGUAGAGAACAACACUUUAAGGGAGGAACAGCAAAGACUCAAAAAGGUUAUUGAGAAGCAACACCGAAUGAUGGAACAGCUUGGCUCCCAAAUCCAGGCUUUGGAGGAGCAGAUAUCUCAGGAAGAGAGCAGCUCUCAGGCUCUCAGAGAAGAGGUGUUGGCCAAAGAGCAGAAUGUGUUAGAGCUCCACACAGCCAUGAAGGAGCUGUCAGCCCAGAACCAGGAACUGAUGGAGCAGAACCUGACUCUGCAGGAGCAGAUGAGUGAUCCAGAGCAGAGGAGCACUAACCAGGCCUCCUCUGCCCUGCAGCCAGCCGGGGCUCGUCUCACACAGAGGCUUCAUGUAGAGAUCGCCUCUUGCCUCAGUGACCUGCGCUCACUGUGCAGCAUCCUGACUCAGAGAGCUCAAGGACAAGACCCCAACCUCUCCCUGCUACUCGGCCUCACAUCACCACCACCAGUGGCAGAGCAGGACGAGGACUGGAUGAGUCCAGAGGUGCUUCAGAAGAAACUCGUCGAAGCUCAACAGCUCCGUCGAGAUGUUGAGGAACUACGUAAUGUAAUACUGGACCGUUAUGCACAGGACAUGGGAGAAAACUGCAUCACCCAAUAACUUGCCACCCACCCAGGUGAUGGAGGAAACUUGCAGAAGCCCCAUUUCAUCUCAGAAGCACCUAAAAUGGGCCGAGUAACUGAAUGUCAGAAAGAGGACUGGAUUUUAAUUUUCUUAAAAUUAGGACAGAGGAAAGCCCAAAUGGUUUAGCUUCUGCUUCUCUCGACUGACUGAACGUUGAAUCUCAAGCCUGCCUGUAGCUCAGAACCCUCCCAACCCCCCCGGUGAGUUCAUCUAUUUCUGUCCAAGGGCUAACAGAAAAUAACUUACCUCUAAUACUUGAUCCUUAAAGCAUUGUGUGUGUGUUUAUUGUUUUUUUUUAAUAAUAAUGACAUGAUACUGUCAGUUACCAAACAGUCUUAUACUUUUUGUUCCACUCUAGUGGAAAACUAUUUGUGUAGAAGUCCCACAUAUGUAAUUUAUUUAAAUCUUAAUUUCCCUCCUGAGGGGAAUUAUCCAAGAAAUGGUUGACAAUCAACUGAAAAUAUUUUAACCUGUGCUUUUAACUGAAUUCACAAGGAAAUGUUACUAACAUGCCAUUAUUUAAAAUGGUGAAAACUGUAACAUUAGACUCAGCUGUGAGGUGUCAGACUUAACAACUGAACGGUUUAAUACCAAAUCAGCUUCUCACACCAACAGGCCUACAUCAGUUUUACUACCAAAGAAAACUCUGGUCGGGGCAGUUGUGCAAGUCUAAGAAUGUUUGUGAAUGCUCCUCUCUGCUGCAGGCCUCGUUCUGAAUGAAAACCAACACGUGCCUUUCUGUAAGUUUGCAACCACAAUGCUAAUUCAUUUUAGACCAACCACAAAGGGCUGUUUGCAGCGGACUCUUCCAAUAUGACGUUUCUCUCAGUGUGUCAACCAGUAGGAUUGUCAAUACAUUCCCUGACUCUGAAUGUAGCAGAUAACUGUGGGCCGCGUCACAGAGCUCGUGGAGGCUCCUACACUGUUUUUGUUCCUGGUAGAUAAAUGAAGUCAAGUCAAAUUUAUUAGUCUGGGUGAUCUUUGUAGAAUCUGCUCUGUGUAGAGGAAUAACUUCACAGUAUACUGUACAUUUCAGUCGAUAACGGCUUCGACAGAGUGGUUAAGUGUUUGAUAAAUGUAUGCCUGAGAUACAGUAUUAAUCUUCAGUAUUAUUUAUUUUUUUUGUUUGCAUUGACAACUCGGUGUGAAAGCGUUUUGGGUCCUCCUAAUGUGUUGCUGUAAUAAUGUGCUAAUGUUGUUUUAGCAAACAACAACAACAAUGUGUAAAGGUCCCAUGAAGUGGCUUUUAGAUUAUUUUCUUCUGUGGUGUUUAAUAUGAGAUGGGCCAGGCUAUAUUCGGCCAGGCAGCAGUCACUGAGGAUAAUUAGCUCUUCAGGUUUUAAUCCCACGUGGCAGUGAUGACGGGAGGGGUUGGCUGGAUCACCCCUAAAUCACUGAUCACAUUGAAGUCAAUGGAAUUUUAUAUUUGCCGUGAGUGCAGGAUAAGCCAUUUAAAAAAACUCGACACUUUACACAAAGAGUAAGGGAUUUUAAUAUAAAAAUAUGCAACAAUGACUUUUUGACAAAUUAAACUGAACAACACACCCAGGGACACAAGCCAUUUUUCAUUUCAUGGGACCUUUAACCUCGUGUAGCACAAGAUUUAUCUUUGGAAAAGUCAGGUUCCGCAUGCCUUAACAUCUCAAAUGUUUUGCGAAAGGGAAAAAGAUGUUUAUAUUUUCAUACCUUUGUCCUUGUUUGUAUUUGCAUAUUUUAGAAAUAAA